UAUAAGAUUCCUAAAAACCUUACCUUUUUCAUUUGACAAACAAUGGCCGGAAUCGGACCUUUAACCCAAGACUGGGAACCCGUUGUUAUUCGUAAAAAAGCCCCAACCGCCGCCGCCAAGAAGGAUGAGAAAGUCGUAAACGCCGCUCGUCGUGCUGGUGCCGAGAUCGAAUCCGUCAAAAAAUCAAAUGCAGGGACGAACAGGGCCGCAUCAAGUAGUACAUCUCUAAACACAAGGAAGCUUGAUGAAGAAACUGAAAAUCUUGCUCAUGAUCGAGUGCCAACCGAACUGAAGAAAGCCAUCAUGCAUGCUCGAGUGGAAAAGAAACUUACCCAAGCACAACUUGCUCAGUUGAUCAAUGAGAAACCUCAGAUCAUACAAGAGUACGAAUCUGGAAAAGCCAUUCCUAACCAACAGAUAAUCGGUAAACUCGAGAGGGCUCUUGGUGCAAAGCUGCGAGGUAAGAAGUAAGGCAAGUUGGGUCUUUUUUCCUUUUGUGGUGUAAAUGAUUGUUCUCUACCGUUAUGGUUUUGCUUGUAAGAACAGUGUUUUGGACUUUGUGGUGACCAUGAAAUGAAGUGUGUUCUUCAAAAAUAUAUAUAA
Molecule: messenger RNA, 603 nt
Organism: Gossypium raimondii (Peruvian cotton)
Lineage: Eukaryota; Viridiplantae; Streptophyta; Magnoliopsida; Malvales; Malvaceae
Product: multiprotein-bridging factor 1b
Exons: 4
Coding region: 43-471 (142 amino acids)
Cellular component (GO): nucleus
Molecular function (GO): DNA binding
Source: RefSeq, a predicted model, not a curated record